AUGGAGGAAGAACACCCACAUAUUCGAGUUUGGGAGCAUGUUCACUUGCUAGACGUUUUGUACAGUUCAAUCGUGCCGGAAUUGCAAGAACCAUCGGAAAUAACUGAAGUCAAGGAAGAGAGAGAAAAGGAAGGUGAAGGUAAAGAUGAAGAAA
Ilex paraguariensis (yerba mate) is the source of this 154-nucleotide messenger RNA. NCBI's taxonomy places the organism in Eukaryota, Viridiplantae, Streptophyta, Magnoliopsida, Aquifoliales, Aquifoliaceae. The record is from the annotation of a GenBank genome assembly.